AUGGCGCCAGACCACCUGACCGACUUGUUCGAAACAUUCUCUACACUCCGGAAGUAUGGCCUGUGGCUAAAUCCGGCAAAGUGCGCGUUCGACGUCAGUUCGGGAAGGUUCCUCAGAUUCAUCGUGCAUGAAAGAGGAAUCAACGUGAAUCCGAAAAAGGUUCAGGCGAUAAUCUAUAUGCAGGCCCCUCGAACAGUCAAGGACCUGCAGCGACUAAACGGACAAUUUGCUGCCUUAUCCCGAUUUCUGUCUCGGUCCGGUGAUCGUUGCCUCCCCUUCUUCCGGGCGUUAAAAAACCCCAAGGACUUCCGGUGGACGGUGCAGUGUGAAGAGGCUUUUGGACAAGUCAAGCGGUACCUGACCAACCUUCCCCGCCUUGCUUCGGUCAUUCUCGGGGAAAAGCUCAGUGUUUACUUGGCCGCCUCCCAGCACGCGGUCAGCUCCGUCCUAACCAAAGAAGUUUCCGGGGAGCAACUACCGGUCUACUACGUCAGCCACGUCCUGAACGGACUCGAGGAGCGGUAUCUGCCACUCGUAAAGCUCGCUUUGGUGCUCGUGCUGGCACCCCGGAAAUUACGCCCUUACUUCCAGGCUCACAUGAUUGAGGUAAUCAUUGACCAGCCGCUCCGGCAGGUUUUGUCUAAGUUUGAUGUCGCAGGUCGACUCCUCAAGUGGUCGGUAGAACUCGGAGAGUUCGACAUACAUUACGUUCCAAGGACUGCCAUCAAGACCCAGUCCGUAGCCGACUUCAUCGCGGAACUGGCCGAUAGCGGGAAUGGAAGCCCCGAGCAGACAGAGGAGGCAUGGGAAUUGCACGUGGACGGCUCGGUUACCUCCAGCAGCGCCGGCGCGGGGUUGGUACUCUCAGCUCCCGACAGACGCUCGUUUGAACACUCCCUCCGCUUCGGGUUCCGGGCCACCAACAAUGAAGCCGAAUACGAGGCACUCCUGGCAGGACUCAAGCUGGCCCUUGAAAUGCAGGUGGACGUCAUCCACGUCUUCACUGACUCGCAGCUCAUCGCCGAGCAACUUGGCGAUGGGUACGAAGCCAGAGAACCAACCAUGGCAAGGUACCUGGCAGAGGUAAAAAGCCUAGCCUCCAACUUCUCCCGCUUCACGUUAUCUAAGGUGUCGAGGAACCAAAAUGAACGAGCCGACGAAUUGGCGAAGAUGGCUUCGGGACUGGACCAUGGAAACCGCUCCGGGGUCAAAGAUCUCCCAUUUCGAACCAUCUUAGUUUCGUCUAUAGCUCCGAACGAAGCGCGCACCAUGUGGGUACAGGAGAUGCUGCUCUUCAAACGCAACGGGGUCCUUCUCGACGACGAAGCUGCGACGCGCCGCAUUCGCCGAACGCAAGCAUGGUAUUCUGAGGUGAACAGACGGCUCUACAAACGGUCCUUCUCACAGCCCCUGCUGCGAUGCCUCGAGCCUGGCGAAGCGAAGGCAGUACUCACCGAGGUCCACGAGGGGAUCUGCGGGGAGCAUAUUGCUGCUCGAACCUUGGCCUACAAAAUCCUUCGUCAAGGAUACUACUGGCCCACCAUGUCCCAAGACGCUAGAACCUACGUGCAGCGGUGCGGGCCCUGCCAGUGGUAUGCCCGAACGCCCAGGCAACCGGCGGUCCCCCUGUCCCCCAUCGACUGCGCAUGGCCAUUCGCUCAGUGGGGAUUGGACCUCCUCGGCCCUUUCCACCGGCCUCGGGGCAACGACGAUACAUCGUCGUGGGCGUGGAUUACUUCACCAAAUGGACCGAAGCCGAGCCACUAG
Molecule: messenger RNA, 1767 nt
Organism: Musa acuminata subsp. malaccensis (wild Malaysian banana)
Lineage: Eukaryota; Viridiplantae; Streptophyta; Magnoliopsida; Zingiberales; Musaceae
Source: RefSeq, a predicted model, not a curated record